Molecule: messenger RNA, 4497 nt
Organism: Gadus morhua (Atlantic cod)
Lineage: Eukaryota; Metazoa; Chordata; Actinopteri; Gadiformes; Gadidae
Gene: ccser1
Product: coiled-coil serine-rich protein 1
Exons: 11
Coding region: 272-3490 (1072 amino acids)
Source: RefSeq, a predicted model, not a curated record
ACGUAAACGCUCGUGCCCCUUUUUGCGUUGCAAACACGGAAGAAGAGAAGGAGGAAAAGACAUUCCACGUCACUGGCGAGUAAUAUCGCUGUCGGCGCAAGGUGCUAUUUUUUCAAGGAAUUGAAAUUGUUCUUCAUGUUGGAUUUCUUGAUAGCAUGCUCUGCCGGUUGGAGUGUUUUGUACGAGAUAAAAUACCAGUUUGUUGGUGGAGCGGCCUAGUUUAAUUAUACUGGAAUUCCGCCGAAGGGUGCCAACGUUCCGCAGCUCUUAGAUGGGGGAGUCGGCGCCGCGUCGCUCCACGCUCGUCUCCCGCCUGCCCAUCUUCCGCCGCAGCAGCAGCAAGAAGCAGGACUCCCUCCCGUCCUCCCCCUCAUCGGGCGGCGUCGGGAAUGGCGUCCACACUUCCUCCCCCUCCAGCACCAACUCCAGCUCCGGCAGCACGGGCAAACGGCGGAGCCUGUUCCGGGCGCCGUCGCUCAGCUUUGCCUCCAAGCGCCACAGCGAGCCACGGGUGCAGCCGCCGAACCUCAACCUCACCCCUCCGCUGACGACGCAAGGGGGCACGGACGCCAACGGGAACACCCAGCAGACGACGGCGCCGACCGCCGUUCUGUCGCCGUCGGCAUCGGCCGACGGCGGGCGCACCAAGUCGCGGCACCACUUUGGGUUCGGCAGCCACAAGCAGAAAAAGAUCACGCGCUCUCUGACCGAGGAUUUUGACAAGGCCUCGUCCUCGUCCUCCUCGACCAAUCGCAACGUGUUCACAAACUGCAUCAGCAGCUCGGGGACCAACGAGGGGGACGAUUCUGGUUACCUUGACGACUACAGCAAGGCAAGCAGCAACAACAACAACAGGCGUUCGACGCGGCAGAAGAAGCAGCUGCUGCCCAAAUCCUUCUCGGCAAACCACCGCUUGUCUCGCACCUCAGACCCCAGCAGGCCUCCAGAGGUGACCCUGGAGCCCGCCGGAUCCACCGCGGCUGCUGCUCCCACCGGUGGACUCACCCCGGGGUCCUUCCCCGGCGAUCUGCUGGGCGCCGGGCCCGACAGCUCACUCCAGUCGCCCAUGAUGUCGGAGGACCGGACCACCGCUGUUACCCCUUCGGAAUUCAUCCCCAACACGGAGGACUCCGUAUCGGAGGUGGAGGCGCUCCCUGCACCCAGCCCUGCGUCUGCUGAAGGCCCCGGACCUCCCUCUCUCCCUGGGGAGGAGACUGACCCCGCUCCCGCUGAUCCUGCUCUCCUAGUCGAUAGCCUCAGCCAGCUGGACCCUACCUCCCAGGAGUUUUCCACACCGGCCCAGUCCUGCGCAGACCAGCCUCUCCAAGACACAAGCACCCCCAACCCCACCGACUAUGACACUGCCGUCUCCCAGUCAGAUCCAGAGACGGCUGUACCCUGCCUUCCCCUUCCGUCGCCAGCGUCGCCACCGUCACCACCACCGCCAACACCGCCAACACCGCCAGCCCCAGAGCAGCAGCAGCUGCAGCAGCAACAACAACAACAAUCACCGGUGGGGGUGAAGAAUGUGCAGGCCGAGCAGAGGGCGGAAGGAGUGCAGGAGAAGAGGACGUUGUAUCAGAGGGACAGGAAAGGGUCAGCGGAAGACAGGAAGUGUGGCUACCAGACGGAGACGACGAGCGAGAGUGAGGCCUGUGUGGUGCGCAGCGAGGGCUGGCGCCCGAACCCGGAGCCCACGGAGAGGAGUGGCAGGAACGCAGUCUCGGUGCAAGAAGUGGGUAGGGGCCACUGCUGCAGUCAUCAGGAGCACAGGCCCUCGCAACUCCGAAAGCCCCACGCAGCCUCCAUGUGCAGCAGUGUGAGCCCCUAUCACGGCGUCAUGAGGAUGGAGAGACGGCUGCGCUCGUCCUCCGAAGGGGCUGGUGGACCCCGUCUCCAAGGCAACCACGGUGACGCGCAUGGCAUCGAGGGCUUCGGUCUUAUCAAGCACAGGAACAACUCCUCCUCGUCCAAACUGGGCAGCCUGGAUAUGCUGAACAACAUGGGCUCCUCAGAGUUGGACGAAGAUGAUCUGAUGUUGGAUCUAGACCUCUCUGACGAUCAGCGCCAUCGCCAUGUUUCCAGGGAGGACUCGAGCCAGUCCCUCGCCUCGUGUCUGAACCUGCUGCCCUCCCCCAUAGAGGGGCCCACAGAACGCCCCCAAGGGAGAGAGAGCUUCCACAGACAGCCAAGCCGUCCAACCAGCCUGCUGCCCACCGACUGGACCUCGGCGCUGGGUUUGGGAAAGGAGGAAGACCCCCUGCCACCGGGUCUGGAGGCCCUGCCGCUCAGGCUGAUGCAGCAGGACUGCACUUCUGUGAAGACUCUGCUGCUGAGGCUGAGACGCACACUACAGGAGAGCACAGAGACGAGUCCCGCAAGCAGUCUCCAGUCUCUUCCCAUCAGCCCUUGCAGUGAGAAGUCCCUCCCUCUGAAGGAUCUCAGCAGAGAGGAGGCCCUUCUGCAGCAACUACGGGAAAAGGACGAGAUCAUUUUCCGUCUUCAGAAUGAACUGGAGAGUGCCAAAGCUGCCCUGAGGACGAAGGACUGCCAAACGACUGACCGCACGACACAGACAGAGCACACCGGCCCCGAGGCCAGCCUUCCAGGCCGGUGGGCCGGGCUAGGCAGCAGCAGCAGUCUGGCUCUAAGGGAGCGAAGGGGAGUGCGGGUCGGGGGGGGACUGGCUCUCGGAGGGGACCUCUCUAGCCAGCACCUCCCCCACCACUACCCGCGUCCACCCGCCACCGAGCGCUACACUGCCAGAGAGGAGCGCCACUGCCAGGGGGUCCUAGCACAGGCCUCGGCCCGCGCCGGAGCCUCAUCCUCGGGCGCAUCCCUAACUACAGCCCCAGGCUCCGGGGGCUUCAGCCGCCAGGCCGCGGCUCCCGCGGGUUCCCGAUUUCAAGCCUCCUUCCAGGCCUCCUCCCAGCCUGCCACCCAGCCUCCCACCCCUCCCACGGCCCAGGCCCCGUGCAGCGCCAGCUUGGCCCUCGCUGGGCCCCCGCCCGACGCCAGGCAGCCAGAGGGCCUGCUCUUCUCCUCCUCUGAGUCCCUAGCAGCCGGCGGCGGAGGUCCCUCCUGGGGGGGGGGGCGGCGAGCGGGCAGCAGGGACGGGCACCUCCCCCUCAGUCAGACCCCCUGCACCGGGGGCGGGGACGGCACCGCCGCCGCCCCCCCCUCCUCCACCUCCUCCAGCCCCCACAGCCUGGCGGGCCGGGGGAGCCCCUGCCCGAGCACCGCCUCCUCCUCCUCCCCCUCCUCCCCGCCGCCGCCGCCGCCACAGCCAACCCGCCCCACCUCCUCCUCCUCCUCGUCCUCCUCGUCCUCUUCCUCCGUGUCCUCGGCCUCCUCCUCCCUGUUCACGGGGCGGCUGGGCCAGCCCCCGCGGGGGCCCCUGUCCCUGCACAGCUACAGCCGCAAGAACGUCUUCCUCCAGCACUCCCUGCACACGGCCGAGCUGCAGGCGCUGGCGCACAGAGACGGCUGAGCUAAGGGACGCGCGCGCACACACGCACGCGCGCACAUGCACACAAAAUGUCAUCCACACACACUCACACAAACAAGACAUACGUGUGCACGUUCAAUCACACACAUAUGCAUAUGCACGCACGCGCGCACACACACACACUCACACACACACACAGACUUUUCCGAAGUUUAGACCCCAGCCAUUAUUGACAUUUGAGGUUAAGAACAAUGUGAGAUUUGAAAACAUAGACGCACAUAACCACACACACGCACAUACAGAGGCAUGAGGUGUGUAGACCACAAACACAUAAACACUCCUACACGUUAGGCUGUGAGAGUUAACAAGGCAGCUCAGCUAUCUGUCAAGGCCGCCUGCGCACUGUCACUCUGAGGGUUGAGAAGGUUGUAAGCCUGCAAAAUGGCACACACACACACACACACACACACACACACACACACACACACACACACACACACACACACACACACACACACACACACAGACCUGAGCACUGAGAAGCCUCAACUUGUGCAUAUGCACACGUGCACUUCACCGAACACAAACCGCCCACACACGCUAGUACACACUGUGACACACGCAGGUACACACACUGACACACUCACAUCUCCGCCACCUUUGAUGUCUCUCUGCUUGAGAUUCUAACCAAAUACCUGAGAGUUUACAAGUGGAGAGUCGGAGAUUAGCGCUGUAUAACUACAUGUCCAUAAGUGCGUUUAAAGAAGAAGGGGGGGGAAAAGAAAUGUCAAAAGAAGAAAAAAACUAACAUAUUUUUUAUCAAUUUGUUGUACCAUUCCAAUUCAUGUGCUGCUGAGGGAACUGCUCCAUAGCCACCGUAGUUUGCGAUGGUAAGAGUCUUAACGGAAACGGUGCCAAAUCCCACCUCAGACCUCGUCAGCGCUCACACACUUUAGGUAUUUCACCAAACUGCAUGCUUUUUAACUGUUACCGGGAGUUACCAGGGGAGGGAAAAGAACGUUUACUGCUGUGGACUUUUUGCACAGCAA